This is a messenger RNA of Caenorhabditis angaria, 1161 nucleotides long. NCBI's taxonomy places the organism in Eukaryota, Metazoa, Nematoda, Chromadorea, Rhabditida, Rhabditidae. The record is from the annotation of a GenBank genome assembly.
AUGGCGGCUGCAAACGCGGGAGCUGCAAUGGAAGAAUUGUUUGGGAAUCCGUUUCGAGUGAAGCGCGAAAAAGUGGAAGCUGAAAAGAAAUCGGAAUUUGUCUACACACCGUCGGCGUAUGUUCAGAUGAUUGAUCAAAUGCUUGGAACGAAAACGAGGCCGUGGAAUCCGGAAAGAAUUCCGAUUAAACCAAAAGUUGUGAGUUUUUGAAAUGGAAAGGUUGAGGGAUUGGGGAGUGUAUUUUGAGAGGGGAUAGAUCAUGUUUCGAAACAUUUCCCUAUGAAAUGGGAAUUUUUAAAUUGGAGUUUGAAGUUCUGAAAUGGCUUAGAACUGAUAUUUUUCUUCGACUGGGUCGAAAUCUGAAGUUUCAAAAUUUAGAUUAUUGCGUCAAUUUCACGACGAGACCUGCCUCUGAUACCGUCUAUUGAAAAGGUCGAAACGGUAGCGCGCUAGAAAUUCUCUUUUUAUUUUUUCUACCUUUCUAAUUUAAUUUUUACAUAUAUCAUUUUCUUUACUCUUUCAAUCUUUUUUUUUAAAUCCUGAAUAUACAGCAUCAUAAUUUUUUGACCCCUCAAAAAAUGUACUUUUCAAAUUUUCAGAUGCUAACAUUACCCGAAAUGUCGAAAGAGGAAAGAUAUAUUCAAUGGACAAUGGAAAAUUGCGCAGUAAAAGCUACAAUUUCCGGAGUUUUGGGUUUUGGAGUUGGUAUUGCUUUCGGUUUAUUUACAGCUUCUGUUGAUCCUUCAAUGUCGAUGGUUGGAGGAGAUCCUACAAAACAGGUAUUUUAUCUUGAUUUUAUAUAUAGCCUGAUUGUGAGAAGAGGCAAUUUAACAUUUUCAGAAUUUUAGUAUUCAAAUUGCCAUCCAAAUAUCUUUUAAAACAGAUAAAAUUUUCCAGCUAACUUUGAAAGAAACCUGGAAAGAGAUGUCUGGUCGCAUGAAAUCCUACGGUAAAAAUUUCGGUUCAAUCGGUCUCAUGUUCUCCGGCGUCGAAUGUGCACUCGAAACAGUUCGAGCAAAAUCCGAUUGGCGAAAUGGAACAUAUUCGGGUGGAAUUGUUGGAGCACUUUUAGGACUUCGUGCUGGAAUCAAGCCAGCUCUUUGGGGAGCUGCUGGAUUUGCUGCAUUUUCUACUGUUAUUGAUCAUUAUAUGAGAGGAUAA